CCUAUAAUUGUAUAAUUUAUUGUUUAUAACUUACAGCUGGCGAGGACGGAUCUAUAAAAAUAUGGUCUCGUAUCGGAAUGUUGAGAACAAAAUUGAUCGUAAAUGCUGAGCCAAUAUUGUCGGCCGACUGGAAUUCCGACUCAUCUAAAAUUGUGUAUACUCAACACGAUACGCUUUGUAUUAAAUCAUUAAAAGCGAACAUAAAAACAAUUAGAAUUAGAGGCCAUAGUGAUCUUAUACUCAAAGUUUCGUGGUGUAGAGCCAACGAUUUGAUUGUAUCGGGAGGCGAAGAUUGUUACUAUAAGGUAUAUAUAUAAGUAGUAUGUAUUUAAUAUGUAAUUCAUAAAAUAAAUAGUUUUAAGUUUUAGUUGUUAAUAAUAGGUAUAUACAACAACAUAAUUCAGUUCUAUAGUUUAUAGCGUUUCUUUCGUUGCUCAAAUGUCAAAAAGUUCAACGUGAAUGUCGUUAAAUAAUGCCGUUUUAAUAAUUUAUAUUAAAGUUUGAACUUAUAUGUGCGUAGGUACUUGACAUAAGCGGAAAUUUGGGAAAUUAC
This is a messenger RNA of Acyrthosiphon pisum (pea aphid), 553 nucleotides long. Its product is annotated as intraflagellar transport protein 80 homolog. Lineage: Eukaryota; Metazoa; Arthropoda; Insecta; Hemiptera; Aphididae. The coding region runs from base 78 to 317 and encodes 79 amino acids. Gene Ontology annotation, cellular component: cilium; intraciliary transport particle B. Gene Ontology annotation, molecular function: protein binding. The record is from RefSeq and is a predicted model, not a curated record. Gene Ontology annotation, biological process: cilium assembly. The transcript is spliced from 2 exons.